Messenger RNA from Chinchilla lanigera (long-tailed chinchilla), 761 nucleotides. Its product is annotated as ral guanine nucleotide dissociation stimulator-like. Lineage: Eukaryota; Metazoa; Chordata; Mammalia; Rodentia; Chinchillidae. The record is from RefSeq and is a predicted model, not a curated record.
UGCCCUGUGAAAGAGGCUCAGGUAAGGGGACCAAAGGAAGUGACCUCACUUCCUGGAUGAUGGAAUAGAACCUGGUAGCCAGGCACCCACAUUUCAAAUGUAACAGUAGCCAGCUCACUUGUCAGUUGACACAGAGGAGAGCGGGAUGUUCACGCGUUGUCUUCCAGUAGGCCGAGUCCCAGGCCUCAGGAAAUCGCCAAGUGGGGUCCACCACCGUGUGUGGAGAUGGCGGACCAAGCCUCGCCUCAGGAGCCUGUGGCCACGUUCCUGGAGAAGAGAAAAUGCAGCACACAGCAGCCCAGAGCAGGGUGAAAAUCAGCUGUUCCUGAACCAGGAAGAGCCCCUCCGCGUGGGGAGCCUCGGGACAGCCUCGCGGCACCUGGAGAAGAUGGUGAACCGCCUGGUGCCCGCCCUACUGAGUGGGGACCCCUGCUUUCUGUCCAGCUUUUUGCAAAGCCACCGCAGGUUUGGCACCACGCUGCAGGCGCUGGACCUCCUGUUCACAAGGUACGGCUGCAUCCUGCCCUACUCCAGCGAGGACGGAUGUGCUCAAGACCCAGUGAAAAACGCCAUGUCCAUCAUCCUGGGCACCUGGAUGGAGCAGUCCUGGCAUGACUUCUGGGAACCUCCUGACUUUCCCAGCCUCCAGCUGGUGCUGGCUUAUGUGCAGCUGAGCAUGCCUGGCUCGGACCUGGAGCACCACGCCCACUUCCUCCUGGCCCAGCUGCAGGACACGGAGCCCAGCAAGGCUGAGCCUGAGG